Messenger RNA from Photinus pyralis (common eastern firefly), 1325 nucleotides. Its product is annotated as putative nuclease HARBI1. The record is from RefSeq and is a predicted model, not a curated record. NCBI's taxonomy places the organism in Eukaryota, Metazoa, Arthropoda, Insecta, Coleoptera, Lampyridae. Bases 240 to 1325 code for a protein of 361 amino acids. The transcript has 4 exons.
UUUAAACUGGAUUAGAGUUUAAACUUGGUUAAAUAACAUAACUGCUAUGCACCGCUAAUGUUUAGAGUGCUAACGAAGCUUAAAGUUACACCGGCAAUUUUGCUCGUUUAAGUGUGUAAUCUCGAUUUAAGGUACACGCGUGCGCGCUAGCAUCUGUCACUGUUGUUUACGACGUAAUCACAUAACCUCAACUUCGGUCUUCUCAAAUCUCUUGGAGUUUUAAAAUUCGUUAAUCUACCAUGGAAAUUGAAGACGAAAUGUUUUAUGACGAUGAUGGUGACAUGUUAAACAUAAUUGAAUACGGUUUUCCAAGGCGUGUUUACCAGAGGACCAAUUAUUUUGACGACAUGGAUGAGCUAUCCUUUUUUAGAAGGUUCCGAUUAACUAAAAAUACAGUUUUACAUUUGUUACCACAAAUAGAGGAAUUUCUGGAGUUCGAUAAUGAUUUAAACAAUAGUAUUUCUCCCAUUAACAAAUUAUUGGCUACAUUAAAAUUUUACGCAUCCUCUGGACAUCAAGUAUCUAUAGCAGAUUUUAAGGGAUUCCAUCAAUCCACAGCCUCCCGAGUAAUAACACAAGUUUCUGAAGCUAUUGCUGGAUUAAGACCAAUUUAUAUCAAGAUGCCAAGAGAUCAUGAAGUCAUACACACCAAUCAGGAUUUUUAUCGAAUUGCGAGAUUCCCCAGAGUGCUUGGUUGUAUUGAUGGAACACAUAUAAAAAUACAGUCUCCAGGUGGUGAAGAUGCAGAGGUGUAUAGAAAUAGAAAAUCAGUGUUUUCAAUAAACACACAGGUUAUUGGCAGUUCUACACUUAAAGUGUUUGAUAUUGUUGCAAGGUGGCCUGGAUCCACCCACGACGCUACUAUUUUUAAUAACAGCAGAAUUAGAGCACGUUUUGAAGCUGGCGAGUUCAACAAUAACGUUAUUCUUGGCGAUAGUGGAUAUACAUUAAGGCCAUAUUGCUUAACUCCUCUUCUGAAUCCAAUAAGCAGAGAAGAAUCAUUAUAUAAUGAAGCCCAUAUAAGAACCCAAAACACAAUUGAACGAUUGUUUGGGGUUUGGAAACGCAGAUUUCCAGUGUUGGCAUAUGGUUUGCGAUGUAAGGUGGAAACCACAUUAACAAUUAUUACUGCCACGGCAGUAUUGCAUAACAUAGCAUUAGAUAUGAAAGAAGACGUACCACCAAUUCCAGAGAACAUUAAUGCAAAUGAGUUGCAAAAUUUAAUUGAUUUAGGUGAAGUUCCGCAACUACCACAAAACGUCAACCAUGUUGGACUGUACGACUAUCGUCGAGAACUAAUAGACAACUACUUUGCAAAUUUAUAA